Messenger RNA from Gloeophyllum trabeum ATCC 11539, 2623 nucleotides. Its product is annotated as P-loop containing nucleoside triphosphate hydrolase protein. The coding region runs from base 169 to 2436 and encodes 755 amino acids. The transcript has 9 exons. The record is from RefSeq and is a predicted model, not a curated record. NCBI's taxonomy places the organism in Eukaryota, Fungi, Basidiomycota, Agaricomycetes, Gloeophyllales, Gloeophyllaceae. Gene Ontology annotation, molecular function: RNA helicase activity; RNA binding; ATP binding. Gene Ontology annotation, cellular component: intracellular anatomical structure; spliceosomal complex.
AUCGAGAAAAAGUUCAGCAGCUGUGCUGCACUGCUGAACGUGGACUCCGCCACUUUCGCGCAAGUCCCGUCUCUGCGGGCUCUCUACCCACUGUCUGUGACGCUGUUCCGUUCAGCAUAUUCGCUUUUGCUGUAGCCUUUGUCUCCUGGUUUAUCCGCUGUAUUAGACAUGGCCACCGACAAUCCAUACCUCGCGCACUUGAACCCGAAGAAGGGAGGGAAGUCCAGCGCUUCACCGACACCAGGGAACAAUCCACUGUACGGCUUUCUGCCCCGGAGGGUUACAGGGGAGCAAGCCCGAAAAGCCCUGGAAUCCGAUGUCAACCCCUUCACAAUGCAACCCCAUACACCCCAGUACAAGAAGAUUUUGGAGGCGCGGAAGAAGCUGCCGGUGUAUUCUCAGAUGGACGAGUUCUUUAAGAUAUUUUCUGAAAACCAGAUCAUUGUCAUGGUGGGAGAGACAGGUUCAGGGAAGACCACACAAAUACCGCAGUUCGUCUGCUACUCCGACCUACCACAUACGAAAGGAAAGAUGGUCGCAUGUACGCAGCCUCGGAGGGUCGCUGCUAUGUCGGUAGCAAAGCGUGUCGCGGAUGAAAUGGACGUCCAACUUGGCAAGCAGGUUGGUUACUCCAUUCGUUUCGAGGACAUGACAGAACCCGGCACCACAUUCCUCAAGUACAUGACCGAUGGUAUGCUGCUGCGAGAAGCAAUGAACGACCCGGAGUUAACCCGAUACUCCACUAUUAUCCUCGACGAGGCCCAUGAACGCACACUCGCGACAGAUAUUCUCAUGGGUCUUCUGAAGACUCUCGCGAAACGCCGCACAGAUCUGAAACUCAUCGUCAUGUCUGCUACCCUCGACGCGUUGAAGUUCCAAAAGUACUUCUCGCUCAAACACGGUGAAGUUGCCCCGCUGUUCAAAGUUCCCGGUCGCACACACCCCGUCGAAGUCUUCUACACCCAAGAGCCCGAACCGGAUUACGUCGAGGCCGCCAUCCGCACCGUGCUCAUGAUCCACCGCGCCGAGGAACCGGGAGACAUCCUCCUCUUCCUGACCGGUGAAGAAGAGAUUGAAGAUGCAUGCAGAAAGAUCAAAAUCGAGGCUGACGACCUGAUGAACCAGGACCCAGACAGCGUCGGGCCGCUGGUCUGCAUCCCCCUCUACUCUUCGCUCCCGCCGCAGCAACAGCAGCGCAUCUUUGACCCUCCCCCGCCCCCGCGCACUCCUGAUGGCCCGCCGGGGCGCAAGGUUGUCAUCUCUACCAACAUUGCGGAGACGAGUCUGACGAUAGACGGCAUCGUUUACGUCGUCGACCCUGGGUUCUCUAAGCAGAAGGUGUACAACCCGCGGAUACGUGUAGAGAGUCUGCUCGUGAGCCCGAUCUCGAAGGCGAGCGCUCAGCAGCGGGCGGGUCGCGCCGGGCGGACGAGACCGGGCAAGUGCUUCAGGUUGUAUACAGAGCGCGAUUUCAUGAAGGAACUCGAGGAGCAAACGCACCCGGAGAUCUUGCGGAGUAAUCUGGCGAACACUGUGUUGGAGUUGGUGAAGCUUGGGAUCAAGGAUUUGGUCAGGUUCGACUACGUCGAUGCGCCCGCGCCGGAGACAUUGAUGCGCGCGUUGGAGCUGCUGAACUUCUUGGCUGCUCUGGAUGAUGAUGGCAACCUCACUGCUCUUGGUGGGAUUAUGGCGGAGUUCCCGCUUGAUCCUCAGCUUGCCAAGAUGCUCAUUGUCAGCCCGGAGUUCAAGUGUAGUAACGAGAUUUUGACAAUUGUUGCAAUGCUUUCAGUUCCCAACGUCUGGGUGAGGCCUCCCAGUCAAAGGAAAGAAGCAGACGCUGCGAAACAGAUGCUAACCGUCCCUGAUGGCGACCAUCUGACAUUGCUCAACGUUUACAACCAAUAUGUAGCUAAUGGUCAGGACAAAAACUGGUGUUGGCAGAGUUACCUCUCUGCUCGUGCGCUUCAACAGGCGGAUAAUGUUCGCGCGCAGCUGCAGCGUAACAUGGAGAAGUUCGACAUCGACCUGGUCUCCAUCCAGGACUCAAACAAACUGUACACAGCCAUCCGAAUGGCCCUCGUCUGUGGGUUCUUCAUGCAGGUCGCACAUAAGGAGGGCGAGAAGGGCAAUUAUUUAACGGUCAAGGACAACCAGGUUGUGGCUUUGCAUCCCUCGUGUGGUCUCGACAAUCAGCCGGAAUGGGUCAUCUUCCACGAGUUUGUACUCACGACCCGUCCGUAUAUUCGGACUGUCACAGAGGUCCGGCCAGAAUGGCUGUUGGAGUUUGCUCCGCAAUACUUUGAUCUUAGCACCUUCCCGGAUGGAGAGACCAAGCGUGCUCUGCAGAGAGUGCUCAAUAAGAAGCAGGGUAAGGCUGCAGGUAGAGUAGACGGCACGAAUAGCGACAAACGCAUGACGAAAAAGCAGAAACGGUGAAAUAACCGGGGGUCUCGUUUCCAUUCUGGAAUGCCAACUGAUGUUCCAAUACUACAUUCUACAGUAUCUCCGCCUUGUACUCUAGAGUUCAGAUUACUUAUGUGGCCAAACUGUUAUGAUUCACAAAGAAUCUCCAUUGACGUAGGAUAAUCGAUUGCAGGCCGGGUCUUAUAAUAUAAUAAACGCG